Passer montanus (Eurasian tree sparrow) is the source of this 2584-nucleotide messenger RNA. RefSeq names its product BCLAF1 and THRAP3 family member 3 (gene BCLAF3). The transcript is spliced from 11 exons. Bases 32 to 2191 code for a protein of 719 amino acids. Gene Ontology annotation, molecular function: transcription coregulator activity; DNA binding. Gene Ontology annotation, biological process: positive regulation of transcription by RNA polymerase II. Gene Ontology annotation, cellular component: mediator complex. Lineage: Eukaryota; Metazoa; Chordata; Aves; Passeriformes; Passeridae. The record is from RefSeq and is a predicted model, not a curated record.
CUUCAAGAAACUGAUAAACACAUGAGAGAAGAUGACAAGAUCUAGAUCAAGAUCACCACGAUGGAAACCAAGGUCCUUAUCUCCAGCUUUUAGGACUCCAGAGCAUCAUAGGCAAAGGCAUGCUCAUAUUAAUUAUGACUGUGAAUACAAAAGCUUUCGUAAGGACCCAAAAAAGUCUAUGCCUUGGAGAACAGAAGAUGAAAAGUAUGGACAAGGCAAUUCCAGGUUUGCACCUCAUGGAAAUAACCACCAGAGAAUAUAUGAACGUAGGUCACCUUCACCAAACUUGAAAAGAAUUCCCAUGGAAGAUGCUUACAGUCAUAAGCCCUACAGAACUCAUUCAUCUGAAAGGACUGAAAGCAAUAGGAGAGGCCAGUUACCACCAAAAUACUCAGAAAUGCCUUAUAAAGAGCAUGAUCGUCCGUUUUACCAGCACAAAAUGGAGGACAGAUACAUGUUUGAUCACUACAAAGUCACUGGAAAUGAAAAAGGAAUGAAACCUUUUCACAGACCGUUAGGGGCUUCAUGCAAACUUGAAAGAAAAUGGCAUGAAGAUGACUUGAGGCACCAGAGGUUACAUGAAGAGAAGUAUGGUCAGUCACCCAGAAGAGUUUCUGAUGAAUUUACGGCAAGGAGCUCUUUACAGAAGAGGUAUCCUGAAGAUCACGAUUACAGAGAAUAUGGGCACGCGUCUAAAAGGGCUAAGGAAAUGGAGAGGUAUGACGGUGGAGAUGUAGCAAGAAAUUCCAAGUGGAAGCAAGAGCGUUCUUUUGCACCCUGCCAAGAAAAGGAGGAGCAAAGAUUCCCGGGCGCGCAGUCCCGGCGGUCGGCUGAGAGGGAGCACUUGGGGGGGCCUGUCACAAAGGUAGCCUACGAGUACAGCCACAAGCGGCGCCGGCACCCCGACGGGGAAAAGCCUUUUGCAGGCGACAGAGCUCAGAAGUACGUGAAGCAGGAAGAGCAGAAGUACGGCUCUUCCAAGAGUGCCCGGAACAGCAAGGAGCUGGAUUACUUCAGUGGGAGCAGAGCGAGGCGGACUGAGGAACGGCACGUUGAAGAACCUGUUAAAUGCAGCUCAAAGAAGGGCUGCAAUGCCUGUGUUAACUCUUCCAAAACGGAUGUUGAGCUGAGGUCUUUUAAAAACAAACUGAAUGAAAGAGUGAGGAAAGAUGGGGAAUUGAGGAAAAACGUAGAUUCCUCCAAUAGCCAGCGUGAUGCAAGUCAUACUGUUUCAGAUGUGAAAGUGUCAGAGGCCAACUGUAUGAGAGAACAUCUCACAGUCAAAGUGGAUAUGAAGAAAAUGGUGACCAAGUACAGGACUGCUUCUAGUCACACUACAGAGAGACAGAUGUCCCAUGAUCUGGUUGCUGUUGGCAGAAAAAAAGAAAAUUUUCAUCCAGUGUUUGAGCACAUGGAAUCUGUAACACAAAACGUUGAAAACGACCCAUCAAAAGAAUUUACUCAGGAAAUAAUCACAAUUAUUCAUCAAGUUAAAGCAAAUUAUUUUGCAUCUUCUGACAUAACUCUACACGAACGGUUCUCAAAAAUUCAGGAUAAGUCAAGUGCAAAUACAAAUGAAGUGAAAACGCAUCUGGAUCCCGAAAUUCACAGGAGGAUUGACAUGUCUCUAGCAGAACUUCAGAAAAAACGAACUGUGCCAUCUGAAUCUCCCCAGAACAUUGUAAGAGUGUUAGAAGAUCCAAAUGAUCUACGGUAUGAUAUAGAAAGGAGAAGAAAAGAGAGAUUGAAGAAUGAAGAUGAGAGAGUGUUUCAUAUAGAUGGUGUAACUCCAAGGAGCCAGCAAAGCUGCAGUCUUUCAAAGUUACAGACAUCUCAAGUUGAUGGUUUCCAUAAGCCUAUGAGGUUCAUUAAGCCACCUUUCAGGAAAUUUAUUGGGAGACCUUAUCUGAGUUCUUACUAUGCUUCAAAAUCAAGUGACACUUACCCCUACAGACGUAUUAGAGGACACCUUGAAAAUGCAGGAUCCAUCAGAAGGCACUUUAAGAGCAACUUUGCAGAUGGCCGUUUGCAAUCCCAUUAUAAAUCAGGCUUAGUGCAGAAGGGUUUAUAUAUUCAGGCUAAGUACCAGCGGUUACGUUCUGUUGGUGUAAGGGGAUUUGCCACUAACAAAUUCAGAGAUGGAUUUUUGAGGAAAGAAAAGGGAAAUCUAAAUAUUGCAACAGAAACCUGAACUGAGCUGAGAUUGUGAAGUUGAAACAGAUAACACAGCAAAGGGAGCAUCUGUUCAGUUUUUGACAACUUUCUCAAGACUAAAAAAAGGAUAAAGGAACUAAUGCUGUAACUUUCUUGAUUAAAAAAUAACUUUAUUUUGAAUGCUGCAGAACUUUUUUACAGUUUUAAUAAUUGCUUUUAAAGUACAGUAUUCAAUUGAAACAUCAUAUUAUGUACCUUUAGUUCUGUGUGCAUACCAGUCUCAAGUAAGGAAGUCAUUGAAGGGAAUCUUAUUUAUUGAAUACUUUUUCUCUAGGCAUGAUGUUACAAAUGGAACUUGAGUUGUUAUACCCAGAGGUUUAUAUGUUGAAAGUUUAUUGCUAAUGUAAUAAUAAAAAAGAAAAAAAAAGUG